AUGGCAGGACUCUUUCGACUUCUCAAGAUGCAAUAUACUCCCCCGACAGAUCCCGGAGGGCUAUCUCUAGUCGGCAAAACAGUCCUUUUAACAGGCGCAACAUCUGGUCUAGGCUAUGAAGCUGCAAUCAAAUAUCUGAAUCUGGGCGUUGGAUCAUUGGUGAUUGGAAGUCGCAGUCUGGAGCGAGGAAUUCUCACCAAGAUCGAGCUGGAAAGGAUCACCAAUCGACCCGGUGUUAUUCGGGUCUGGGAACUUGAGAUGACAAGUUUCGAGAGUGUCAAAAGUUUCGCAAGCAAAGUCAAUAAGGAACUCCCAAAACUUGACAUCGCAUUACUAAAUGCUGGUCUUUGGAACCGGGAAUACUCUCAGUCACCCGAGGGCUGGGAAGAAACAAUACAAGUGAACACACUUUCCACCUUCCUUUUAGCCCUGCUACUUCUUCCCAAGCUCCGGGAGUCUUCUUCCAGCUCUGAUCCCAGUCAUUUGAGCGUGGUCUCAAGUCAGCAAUUUGUUCGUGCCAAGGCAGAGAGUCUCCGAACAGAGGGCUCCUUGUUGGAACAUUUGAACUCCCCAGACAGAUUUCAGGGACCGAAACAGUAUGGUGUCUCGAAAUUGUUACUGGAGUACGUCAUGAAGGUUAUUGCAAAUGGUGUUCGCCAGGACGAUGGAACCUUGCCUAUUAUUGUCAACACUAUCAGUCCAGGAUUAUGUCGGUCGUCUCUCGGUCGACAAUAUAAUCGAUUCUACGAGCGCUGGGUUGUAUGGUUGGCAUAUAUGCUCUUUGCCCGAACCACCGAGCAAGGUAGUCGGUCAUUGGUCAGUGGGACACUUCAGGGUGCCGAGUCACAGGGCAAAUGCUGGCGGAGUGAUGGAUAUCUCGAUGAAUCUACGGCCCUUACCACGGCACCCGAAGGAAAACAGUUUCAAACUCAGACCUGGACUGAGAUCAUCGAAUUAUUAGAGAAGCAGUCAAGCGAGAUACAGGAUAUUAUCUCAGGGAUUAGACUAGAAUGA
Penicillium malachiteum is the source of this 1014-nucleotide messenger RNA. RefSeq names its product putative short-chain dehydrogenase/reductase family protein. Lineage: Eukaryota; Fungi; Ascomycota; Eurotiomycetes; Eurotiales; Aspergillaceae. The transcript has 2 exons. The coding region runs from base 1 to 1014 and encodes 337 amino acids. The record is from RefSeq and is a predicted model, not a curated record.